Pteropus alecto (black flying fox) is the source of this 2559-nucleotide messenger RNA. It is a transcript of the gene PIWIL4, whose product is annotated as piwi like RNA-mediated gene silencing 4. Gene Ontology annotation, cellular component: P granule. The record is from RefSeq and is a predicted model, not a curated record. The transcript has 20 exons. Bases 1 to 2559 code for a protein of 852 amino acids. NCBI's taxonomy places the organism in Eukaryota, Metazoa, Chordata, Mammalia, Chiroptera, Pteropodidae. Gene Ontology annotation, molecular function: piRNA binding; protein binding. Gene Ontology annotation, biological process: regulatory ncRNA-mediated gene silencing.
AUGAGUGGGCGGGCCCGCGUGAGGGCGCGAGGCAUCUCCCGGAGCUCCAGAGCCUCAGAAAUGGGGCGUCCCCAGGCCUCGCCGCAGCUUACAUCUGCUGAUCUCAGUGAUAAUGAAGCAUCAUCUCACAGUGGCUUCGUGGGAACAAGUGGGAUUUCACAGCAAUAUAAAGGUGGCAUAUCUUCUGGUGAUGCUGGAUGUACCUUCAUGGAAAGAGGUGGGAAAAUCAGACGGGACUUCAUGGAUUUGGGUGUGUGUACCAGAGAGAAGUUGGCCCAUGUGAGAGACUGCAAAACAGGUUCCAGUGGAAUACCUGUGAAACUGAUCACAAAUCUCUUUAGUUUAGAUUUGCCCCAGAACUGGCAGCUAUACCAAUAUCAUGUGACAUAUAUGCCAGACUUAGAAUCUAGAAGGAUGAGAAUUGCUUUGCUUUAUAGUCAUAGGGAACUUUCCAACAAAGCCAAAGCAUUCGAUGGUGUCAUCCUUUUUCUCUCACACAAGCUAGAAGAAAAGGUCACAGAAUUGUCAAGUGAAACUCAAAGAGGCGAGACUGUAAAGAUGACUAUUACUCUGACGAGGGAGCUGCCAGCAAGUUCCCCCGUGUGCAUCCAGGUCUUCAGUAUCAUCUUCAGAAAGAUCUUAAAAAAGUUGUCCAUGUACCAGAUUGGACGGAACUUCUAUAAGCCUUCUGAGCCAGUGGAAAUUCCCCAGCACAACUUGUCCCUUUGGCCCGGGUUCUCCAUUUCUGUAUCGCAGUUUGAAAGUCGGCUCCUGUUUAGUGCUGAUGUGAGUUAUAAACUCCUCCGGAAUGAGACUGUUCUGGAAUUCAUGACUGGUCUCUGCCACCAAACCGGCAUGUCUGGCUUUCCCCAGAUGUGUGAAAACCAGCUGAUUGGGCUCAUUGUCCUUACAAGGUAUAGUAACAAAACCUAUCGUAUCGAUGACAUUGACUGGUCAGUGAAGCCCACGCAUACCUUUCAGAAGCGGGAUGGCACUGAGAUCACCUAUGUGGAUUACUACAAGCAGCAAUAUGAUAUUACCCUAUCUGACCUAAAUCAGCCGAUGCUUGUUAGUCUGUUGAAAAGCAAGAGAAAUGACAACCCUGGGGCUCGGAUGGCCCACCUGAUACCCGAACUCUGCUUUCUAACAGGGCUAACUAGCCAGGUAACCUCUGAUUUCCAACUGAUGAAGGCUGUAGCUGAAGAAACGCGUCUCAGUCCUUUGGGAAGGCAGCAGCGCCUGGCCAGGCUUGCUGAUGACAUCCAGAGAAACAAGGAUGCUCGUUUUGAGCUGGAAACCUGGGGACUGCAUUUUGGAUGCCAGAUGUCUUUGACUGGCCGGGUCGUACCUUCAGAAAAAAUACUAAUGCAAGACCACAUAUGUCAACCAGUGUCUGCUGCUGAUUGGUCCAAGGAUAUGCGAACUUGCAAGAUUUUAAGUGCACCAUCUCUGAGUAAAUGGUUGAUUAUAUGUAGUAACAGAGCUGAAAAUGUGACUGAGAACUUUCUGAGUUGCUUGAGAAGAGUUGGAAGUUCCAUGGGAUUUAAUGUGGACUACCCCAAAAUCAUAAAAGUACAAGAAAAUCCAGCUGCAUUUCUUAGCACUAUACAGAAACAUGCUGAUCCUGAUGUUCAGUUGGUAAUGUGUAUUCUGCCUUCUAAUCAGCAAAACUAUUAUGAUUCCAUUAAAAAAUAUUUGAGCUCCGACUUUCCAGUCCCGAGCCAGUGUGUGCUUGUUCGGACCUUGAAUAAACAGGGAAUGAUGAUGACUCUGGCCACCAAGAUUGCCAUGCAAAUGACCUGUAAACUCGGAGGCGAGCUGUGGGCUGUGGAGAUCCCUUUAAAGUCCCUGAUGGUAGUUGGUAUUGAUGUCUGUAAGGAUGCAUUCAACAAGGGAAUGUUGGUGGUUGGAUUUGUGGCCAGUAUCAACCCCAGAAUCACCAGGUGGUUUUCCCGCUGUAUCCUUCAGAGAACAACAACUGAUGUUGCAGACUGCUUAAAAGUUUUCAUGAUCGGAGCACUCAACAAAUGGUACAAGCACAAUCAUGGUUUGCCAGCACGGAUCAUUGUAUAUCGUGACGGCGUAGGGGACGGUCAGCUGAAAACACUUAUUGAGUACGAAGUCCCACAGCUGCUGAGCAGUGUGGCAGAAGCAAGUUCAAACACCAGCUCCAAACUGUCAGUGAUCGUGGUCAGGAAGAAGUGCACGUCACGAUUCUUUACGGAAGUGAACCACACCAUACAGAACCCGCCACUUGGCACCGUGGUGGAUUCGGAAGCGACUCGUCCUGAAUGGUAUGACUUUUACUUGGUCAGCCAGGCCGCCUGUCGGGGAACUGUCAGUCCCACCUACUAUAAUGUCAUCUAUGAUGACAACGGCUUGAAGCCCGACCACAUGCAGAGACUUACAUUCAAACUGUGCCACCUAUACUACAACUGGCCGGGCUUAAUCAGUAUCCCAGCACCAUGUCAGUAUGCCCACAAGCUGACCUUCCUGGUGGCACAAAGCAUUCAUAAAGAACCAAGUCUGGAAUUAGCCAAUUCUCUCUUCUACCUGUAA